Lindgomyces ingoldianus is the source of this 1065-nucleotide messenger RNA. RefSeq lists its product as uncharacterized. Bases 1 to 1065 code for a protein of 354 amino acids. The transcript is spliced from 16 exons. The record is from RefSeq and is a predicted model, not a curated record. Lineage: Eukaryota; Fungi; Ascomycota; Dothideomycetes; Pleosporales; Lindgomycetaceae.
AUGACAAGCACUGUCUCUACUACCGUCGGCUCUAUUUCAGCUAAACUAGGAUGGGGAGUGAAGGAGGCGAAGGCAGCGGAGCUUGACAAGCAGCACCGUCACAUUACCCCCCUCCAAGGCGGGCUCGUCCCCGAGUCUUCUCCUGCCUCGUACGCUUGCAGCCAGGCUUCCAACCGCGCUGGGGGACCUGGUUUAAGCUGGCCUGGCAGCGCUGUUGGUGAUUCCUUUCGCAGGCGAUCUGCGUGGAAGACCUUUGAGAAUUUCCCCAUGCUAGUAUCGGUUUGGUGCUGCUGGCAGUGCAGCCGAUUGAUCGAUGAUGCUGCUGGCAGUGCAGCUGGCUGGUCGGUGAUGCUGCUGGCAGUGCAGCUGAUUGAUCGCAGAUGGGGCGGUGGUGCUGCUGGCGGUGCAGCCGUGUCGAUGCUGCAGGCAGAGCAGCCGUUGUCUACUGCAGGCGGAGCAGCUGUUCCUAUUGUUAAUGCCGCUGGCGGAACAGCUGUUGUCUACUGCAGGCGCCUAUUGUUGAUGCCACUGGCGGAGCAGCUGUUGUCUACUGCUGGCGGUGCAGCCAUUGUCGAUGCUGCUGGCGGAGCAGCCUAUUGCGGUGCAGCUAUUGUCGUUGCCGAUAUUGUGCCACCUGCAGGUAUUCUCCCCCAGGCCAAGAACUACCAGCCAAGUCCACUAUAUCUGCCCUUUCGCUGUCUAGAUGUGUAUGUAUCGCUUUCGACUAUUGGUGCUGCUGGCUGUGCAGCAGAUGUCGGUGGGCCUGCCCAGGGGAUCGAGGGUGGUGGUGGUUUCGUACAGAGCCCGCGGCUCUCUUCGCGUCGUGCGAGCAGCGCUCCUAGCUCAGGGCUCCUUGAUGAGGUUGCUUUGAUGGCUAUUGUUGACGAACUGAGGCUCGGCCUAGUCGUACUAGCAGAUCUCCUUAAUGAGGGUCGGUCGGCGAAUGCAGCGCACAGGCUGAUCGCUCGCACUGUCUCUACGACUGUAUGGAGCUGGGGAAGCAUGGCAGAGGUUUUCGCGAGAGAAAAGCUUGCGCAGCGCCAAGGCGCUAGCGCGCUCGCUUAA